Molecule: messenger RNA, 2397 nt
Organism: Colletotrichum karsti
Lineage: Eukaryota; Fungi; Ascomycota; Sordariomycetes; Glomerellales; Glomerellaceae
Product: histone-lysine N-methyltransferase SET9
Exons: 2
Coding region: 1-2397 (798 amino acids)
Cellular component (GO): nucleus
Molecular function (GO): histone H4K20 methyltransferase activity; protein binding
Source: RefSeq, a predicted model, not a curated record
AUGCCGCCCUCUGCUGCCUCGUCCAAGAAGCAGAAGCAGGCGCUCACCUUGGCCCAGCUCGCCUCGUACGACGACUUCCUGACAGACGCCUUGAUUGACCAUGCAUUCUACUGGACCACGAUUCCCAAGAACCGGAAUUCGUACCAUCCCUCCCGAGGACUGCGAGAAGAGGAGAUUGCGCAGAUCAUCCAAUCCGAGAUCGUUGUCAACAAAGACCUUGAGGCUGCCGAGCGCAAACUACUAGCCACCGAUGGCUUCCGCAAGUUCUUCACCGCACUCAAGACGGACAAGGCCAAAGAUGACUUCAAGCGACACAUGCGCCGCUAUACCCAAGUCUACCUCCCUGACUGCCCGUUCGAAGUCAACUCGACCAAUCGCUACACAAUUGUAUCCCACGAGGCUGCCGUCACCGCCCGACGCUUUAUCCGGAGGAACGAGAACAUCAAGUACCUCGCCGGGACCCAGGUCAACAUUUCCCCCGAGGAGGAGCGGGAGAUGACGGCUCGUAAGAAAGACUUCAGCAUCAUCAUCUCCUCGAGGAACAAAUGCGCCAGCUUGUUCAUGGGGCCUGCCCGAUUUGCGAACCAUGAUUGCGGGGCCAAUGCGAAGCUGAUGACUACUGGUACGGCUGGCAUUGAGAUCAUUGCGACGAGGAACAUUGACGCCGGGGAGGAGAUCACAGUGACCUACGCCGAGAACUACUUUGGAGAGGACAAUUGCGAAUGCCUCUGCACGACAUGUGAAAACAAAUGCGUCAAUGGCUGGGCCCUGGGCGAGGGCCAGGUGGUGGUCAAGAAGAGUAUCGAAGAGACGCUGAUGGACGGUUAUUCUUUGCGUCGGCGGAGGCGAGACGACAGCACCGGUCCCUCAUCUCGGACGCCAUCCGUUACACCAGACAUUCGACCUCGAGUCUCCAAAUCUCGGCUCAGGAGCGGGAAGCCUGGCCGGGAUUCUUUGGCCGUCGAUUCGCCCAUGUUUGAUGCGUUGUCGCCAGAUAAGAAACGGUCAUUCGACUCACUCGUCACACCACCCAUCACCCCGUCCAAGAGAUGCAAGGCCUUGGCGACCCAACCUGUGCCAGUCUCCGCAGGACCCGUCAGCUCGAGAGACAGUUCGACGUCUGAGUCUGUGCGAAGCAUGUCUUUGACGAGCAGCUCCAACGAAGAUGGCUCGGUCACGGACAUUACUGAGCCGGAGAAGGAUACGCCGGAGCCGAGCAAAGCGCAGAGAAAGACGGAGCUGGUCAAGGAGGAGGAUUGUGAAGAAUCGACGGAGCAAAUCCUAGCCAGCGCCGCGCCGUACUCGUCGCAAAGAAUGACGAAGACGGCAUCUGCGGCAUCUAUCGAGACAUCCGCAUCGCUCCGAGAGGCGUCUGUCGCUACUAGCACGUCGAUACCCAUAUCGUCUCUGUGCGAUCCUCCACCGCCGCCUUCCGCGCCUUCUGGGAGAGAUACGUCAGUUGGUAGAGGCAUGGCAUUCUCGACAGGCGAUACAGUCUCUUGCACAAGGCCCGUUAUGAGCAUUGCGGCAGCCAUCUGUGACAAUGUCAGUCCAAGGCGAGUGGCAAUGUUGGACGCUGGUGCGCCAGCCAUCUCUGGCAUGAACAGUUUGAAGGUGAUGCAGGUGGACAGAAUCGUCUCAACAGAACAGCCGCUCGCGAGCCCCCGCCAUGUCGCGCAGCAAGUACCAGCUGUCGGGGAUUUGACGUCAGUUGAACAGGACGCUCUGAGCAUUCGCAGCUCCGAGACGGCGCAGAGCUUGAAGGUCGAGGCGUUCGCGUCGACAGAGAAUCCUGCGCCGAUCAUGGACAAUACCAAAGUCUGUGCGGUAGUUGAUGAGACGAUGGAGGCUGCUGACCAACCGCCCCUGAAGAAGCGCAAGUACCAACGUCGCACUUUUAUCAAAGAGACCACACCACCCGCAAAGACCCGAACGCCCGGCGAUUACACUCUAACGCCGCUGUUGCUCUCUGAGCCGCAGACGGCUUGGGUUCGCUGCAUGAACUGCGAGACGGCAUUCGUGCAGCAGAACGCAUACUACACCAAGAGUUCGUGUCCCCGAUGCGAGAGACACUCGAAGCUGUACGGCUACCUCUGGCCCAAGACGGAGAAGGCCGGACCCCGCGAUAAGGAGGAGCGCAUCCUGGACCACCGCACCAUUCACCGGUUUUUGGGACGAGACGACGAGGCGCGCAUUCGCGGUCGAAAGCGACCUACCACAGAAGCUGGCGAAGAUGAUGUGGGGUCAGAAAGCGGUGGCAAGGCAACGCCCAAGUACAGAAUUGGAAACAAGCGCCAGAGAGCCGCAGAAGAAGAUUCCGGGGAAGCUGAAGACACAACCGGGUUGAGACGGAGCGGUCGGAUGCGAAAGGCUAGCAUCAAACUGGCAUGCCAGUGA